Pollicipes pollicipes is the source of this 2815-nucleotide messenger RNA. Its product is annotated as nucleolar and coiled-body phosphoprotein 1. NCBI's taxonomy places the organism in Eukaryota, Metazoa, Arthropoda, Thecostraca, Pollicipedomorpha, Pollicipedidae. The transcript is spliced from 7 exons. The coding region runs from base 152 to 2815 and encodes 887 amino acids. The record is from RefSeq and is a predicted model, not a curated record.
AGUUGUUUUAAACGUGAACGCCAGGCGGGCCGGCGGUGGCGAUCGGGCUGUGUCCUCUGGUUCAGGUGUUCCGAGGUAUAGGGUGUUGCACGUUGUCGUGGUAUUUUAAACAUUGUGCUGCGCUGCAGUAAACUGUCGUCUUUGUGUGAAGAUGGCGGUGCUCGAAGAGUUGGGCUCAAAGUUGACAGAUAUCGUUGGUAUCAAAGUCGGCUUUCCUCUAUCGAAUGACGAAGAUCUUGUUAUGAAAGUAUACUCACGUCUGUGCCUUCUGUAUGAUGAAGCAUGGGAUUUUGAAGCAACGGGUAUUUCAUGCAAGCAAAUCCAAAGGCGUCUGAACCUGGUCGGUAUCGGUCACCUGUGUCCGACCGCGGCCGACGUGACGGACCGGCGCCGGCUGCCGCGGAUCUGGUCCGCCUUCGUCGGCCAGCUGGAGCAGAGGCACGGCAGCCACGGCCUGUACCAGCGCCUGCGCAAGGUGCUGAAGCAGCAGCAGAUCCUGGCGGCGAGGCGUGACGCGGAGCGAGACCGCUGGCAGCGGGGCGGCGAGGCGGCGCACGGCGCGGACCUCGCCGACGCCUCCGUCUGCUCGACCCUGUCGCACGCCUCCCAGGAGGCCGUCGGAUUUGCCAAGCCGCUGCCUCGCGCCCCGGCAGCGCACGGCGUGUUCAGCUCCGCGUCGCCGACGCGGGCCGGCCGCAGUCGGAUCCCGGUGCCGCAGCGGCCCAACGUCAUCCCGACCGGGCGGCAGCUGCCGGCCCACGCCGGCUCACCGGCCGACAAGCCCGUCCAUCGGCUGCUCUCACAGCUGGUGGUGGCCAACAAGCGACUGUCGGGUAGCGGUAAUCUGAGCUACGUGCUAAGCGAGGUGGCGCCAGUGCGCCGCAGCGUGGACGAGUCGCCGGAGCCGACAGCCGGCUCCAACGGCGGCACGCCGCGCCGCCGCUCGCUCAUCCCCGCCGCCGUGACGGUUGAGCAGGCGCUCGGCCAGUACAUCGAGGACCGACUGAACGUGCGCUUCCCGGCGGACGACGCGGCGCCGGAGCGCCAGGCGGCGGCGCCGGCGGUCGCGGCGGCCGGCCGACUGGACCUGACGUUCAGCGCCGAGCGGCCGGCGGCCCCGUCCCCGGCCGCGCAGACGUCCGCCGCCGGAGAGCCGGCCGACGCAUUCGAGGAGGAGUCGGCGCACAAGGAGAACGUCGAGCCGUUUGAGCUGGCCGAGAUGCGCGCCGCAUCAGAGGUGAAAAGCGUGGAUGGAAACGUGGAAACUAACCGAGACGCACGCAGAGGCACGUUUGAGGUCACGCCGGCUCAGAGCGGCGCGAAGCGGGACUCGGUGGCCGGGAUCGCGGCGGCCACGCCGUCUGAGACCCAGGUUAUGCGGGAGGGGCAGCUCGAAGUCCUCGCGCCGGCUGAUAACACUGAGGUCUGCACUCCGGCUGAGGGUCUGUCGGAGCCGGCCACGUCCGCGGCAGACCUCAAGACGGAUGCUGCGGACGUGCAUGCGGCACUGGCGGUGCCUCCAGAGAAGGAGGUGCUGCAGAAGCGGCGUAGUCGGGCCAAGCAGGCCAACGAAGAGAACGCUGCCUGUCCCUCGUCUGAGAUGCCAGAGCCGGCGGAGAUUCCGGAGGAGCAGGUACCAAAGAAGCGGCGGGGCCAACCCAAGAAGAACAAACCGGUUGAAAAUGAAGCUCCUUCGUCGGGACAGCCAGCACUGUCAGUGCCUCCUGAGCCGGACGUGCCAUUGAAGCGACGUAACCGAGCCAAGAAGCCCAAACCGAUCGCUGACGAUGAUGCUAACAUUACCUCGCCCGAGAUGCCGACACCGGCACUGCCAAUCGAGGAGGAGACGGAGAAGCGGCCUGGCAGAGCGGAGAAGUCCAAGCCUGAGGCUGAGGAGGAUGCCGCCAGUCAGACAAGGCUGAGGUCAGGGUCCGAGCCAGAGGUGCUUGUUGAGAAAGAGCUGCCAGAGAAACGACGCGGCCGAACCACUAGAGCCACGCCAGUCGCCGAGGAGGACGCUGGCGUCGCACUGAUCGAGCUGCCAGCGCCGGAACUGCCUGCUGAGAACGAGAUACCGGGAAAAAGGCGUGGCCGAUCCAAGGCCAAGCCGGUCGCAGGCAUGGUGCCACCGGGACACGGUGACGAGGAGAGCGCGUCGUCCGAGCGGGCGACGCCGCCUCCCGCGCAGGAAGCCCCAAAGAAGCGUCGCGGCCGGAGCAGGAAGGCUAAGCCGGCCGCUGACGAGGUGGCUGGGGACAGUUCUGUGGAAGGUGUGUGUCCGCCGAAGCAUCCGGACUCCGCCCGCUGUCAGCCGCCGCAGGCAUUGCCCGGCGAUGGCCCAGGGCUUGCCGGGAGGAGGCGCCGCGCAAAGCCUGGCAUCGAAGCUGACGUGGAGGCUGAAUCCGAGACUACCCCGAUCACCAGUUGUGAGGAGCAGGCCGAGGCAAAGGAUAUUGCCGUCUCCGGGGAAACCGGAAGAUUGGAAAGUUCUGGCGAACAGGUCCCCAAGUCCAAGAAUGCACCUCGCGUGACCCGCAAAGGACGCCAGGUAGCGCCGGAUGCCCCGACGACCGACGAGAUAUCGGCAGUGGCGGCGGCCGGUGGCCCCUCCGAGCUGGCCGCCGCGCCGCUUCAGGUGCGCGCCACCCGGCGGCGGACGCGCCUGGCCGUCGACGACGGCCAGCCAGAGCUGGACGCCGCGGUCGAGCUGGCUGAGGGCGACCGUGCACAGCGGCCGGCGGAGACGGCCAGAAGGCAGAGGUGGUCGGCCGGCCGCGCCGCGCCCUUCGGGCCAUGGAAAACUGCCAGUGACUAA